Molecule: messenger RNA, 917 nt
Organism: Sclerotinia trifoliorum
Lineage: Eukaryota; Fungi; Ascomycota; Leotiomycetes; Helotiales; Sclerotiniaceae
Source: the annotation of a GenBank genome assembly
GCAGCGAAAUAAAGUUUUAGUGCCGUUUCGAGCGGCAGCCUUGUGAAAGAAGCUUAAGGUGCACGUCAACCAACCGCGUCGAGAAUUUUAAAGAUUUGACCAGGAGUUUAAAGGAUUCAAACCCAGCUCUCUCACCACUCACUCAAUCUAUCGAGAAAUUCUUUUUGUCCUCAAGGGCCGUGUUUAAAAGCCUUUAUUUCAACAAAGUUCAAUUAAAAUUCAUCAUGAAUCGAGGUGGUGGAGGUGGCCGAAAGGUCCUUCUUCCCCCAAUCAACUUCAUCUUCAAGCUUCUUCAACAGCAUACGCCAGUAUCAAUUUGGUUGUACGAACAAUUGGGAAUUAGAAUUGAGGGAAAGAUCAGAGUACGCGCACAAAAUUCCCCUACUCGGUCAUGAUAUUUUACUAAUCGAUGGGCUUCCAGGGCUUCGACGAAUUCAUGAAUUUGGUGCUCGAUGAUGCAGUGGAGGUUAAGCAAGCUACAAAGGACAAAGCAGAGAGCCGUAGGGCGUUGGGUUAGUUUUUGGAUUAUAUGAGUCUUGAAAAAUAGUUUACUAAUAAGGUCCAGGACAAAUUCUAUUGAAGGGUGAUAACGUGUCGUUGAUCCAGAGCGCAAGUGGAUAAGAUACCUUGGGAAGGCGUACAUUCAGAAUGGGUUAUUAUGAGAAUAAAAAGUACUGCAAGGCCUGCAAGAUGAGUUCUAAGGGAAGUUCUUCGGUCAUCUGGCUUCAUAUCGAGUUGUUUAUUUUGAGGUGGAUCUAUUCUCUGGAAACAAGACCAUCUUUAAUUUCACUAUCUCCCAAGAAAAGUCCGUGGAGGAGGCUAUCAUGCUCUCCCACUGGCACUGAUUUUUCUGCUCCAGGCUUCAAGAAUUGCUCCUGAAGAGCCAAACCAUAGAGUAAUACAUUUGUUCCUGGAUU